UCCCUCCCUCCGUCCCUCCUUCCUCCUCUUCCUCCUCCUCCCGGGGCCUCCGAUGCCGCCGCCUCCCGCCCGCUGCUGAGCCGUGACGGGCGGGGGCCCCCGGGACCCCGCGGGGGACAUGGGCAACGGGAUGUGCUCCCGGAAACAGAAGCGGAUUUUCCAGAGCCUGCUGCUCCUGACCGUGGUGUUCGGGUUCCUCUACGGGGCGAUGCUCUACUACGAGCUGCAGGGCCAGCUCAGGAAGGCUGAGGCCACGGCGCUCAAGUACCAGCAGCAUCAGGAGUCCCUCUCGGCUCAGCUACAAGUUGUCUAUGAGCACAGGUCAAGAUUAGAAAAGUCGUUACAAAAGGAGAGGCUCGAACAUAAGAAAGCAAAAGAAGAUUUUCUUGUUUAUAAACUAGAAGCACAGGAAACACUAAAUAAAGGAAGGCAAGACUCCAACAGCAGAUACAGCGCUCUGAGUGUCCAGCACCAGAUGCUGAAGAGUCAACACGAAGAGCUGAAGAAGCAGCACGCUGACCUUGAGGAAGAUCACAGAAAACAAGGAGAAGAGUUUAGCAGGACAUUCAGUGUUCACAAGGAGAGGUACUUGCAGCUGCAGCAGGAGAAGGAGCAGGAGAUCUCCAAGCUGAAGGAGUCCCUGUAUAACCUACGGGAGGAGAACAGGCAGUUGAGGAAAGCUCACCAAGACAUUCACACCCAGCUGCAGGAUGUCAAGCAACAGCAUAAGAACUUGCUGUCCCAGCACAACCAGCUUGUGGUGACAUUGGAAGACCACAAGAGUGCACUAGCUGCUGCUCAGUCCCAGGUGGAGGAAUACAAACAGCUGAAGGACACCCUCAAAAAAAUACCGAGUUUCCAACAGUCUGAGAGGUUGGAAGGAGAGAAUGAGCAGCCUGAGGUGCGGAGAAUGUCCCCCCACAGUGACCUCCCGGAGCACCAGGGAGCUGUGGCUCAGCAGCACCAGGAGAAUGAGAAGCCAAAAGAGAGAGGAGAAAUAAAUACCCAGGGACAAGCAGACAGGGCUGAGCCCUUCCAUCUCCAGGGAAGGGCUAAGGAGGUCCAGCAUCCCAAAGAGCUCAAUAUUCAGGAGCAACAAGAGGCUGGAGAGGAUGUUGAGCAACGUGCUGACCAAGCCGAAGAAGAACGCAAAAAGGAACUUCAGGAGGAAGAAAUGGAGCAGGCAGGUCAGCCUGAGCACUUAGGGGAGGAGCAGGAUCAAGUCCCAGAAGAGCACGAAUGGAAAAAGCAGGAGCAGAAAGAAGAAGAAACCAACAUGUUGGGUGAUCACCUCCAGUCAGAGGCAACACCAACAAAAGCUGUGCCAAAGAGACAAAAACCAGCUUAUGAGCAACAGCUGGAGCAGCAGCACCUUGGAGCCCAGAGAGCAGAGGAGGCCGAGCAGCUCCGGCAGCACCAGGAGUCGCUGCACCAGCAAAGGCUGCGAGGGCAGAUCCUGAGGCAGCAGCAGCUCCAGGAGAAAGAGCUCCAGCUCCACAAACAGGCAGAACAAGGGGAAAAACUCUACAAAAACCAGCUCAGCCAACAGGCUCAUUAUGACAACAUGGACCAGGAUAUUGUACAAGGGGAAGAAGAGCAAGGGAUUCAGGAAGAGGAAGGAGCUUAUGAACAUGACAACCAGCACCAGGAUGAAGGUGAAGAUGAUGAUCAAAAUAAUGCAAAUGAACAGCAAGAACCAGAACAUCAAGCAGAAAAUCAGCAGGCUGAUGAAUCAAAGGCAGCCAUGGAAGAUGUGAAUCCUGCUGAUGACCCCAACAAUCAGGGAGAAGAUGAAUUCGAGGAAGCUGAGCAAGAGAGAGAAGAAAACCUACCAGAUGAAAACGAAAAGCACAAGGAAGCCAGCGAGAAACAAGGACACCCGGCAAUGGAAGAGCACUUGGUGAUGGCAGGCAACCCCGACCAGCAGGAAGAUAAUGUGGAUGAGCAAUACCAGGAUGAGGGGGAAGAGGAGGUCCAGGAAGAUUUGACUGAAGAGAAGAAACGAGAACUGGAACACAACGCCGAGGAGCCAUACGGGGAAAACGAGGAAAAUGCAGAUGAAAAGAAUAACAGAGGGACAGACCAAGAGCAAGAAAUGCAAGAAGAGAACAACCAGAAAGAAGUUCAUGAAGACAAUUAUGAGGAGGAAGAAGAGGAGGAAGAGGAGGAAGGCAGAGCUGUUGCAGCAAAAUCUCGUAGACGAGGGGAGAUGUAGUCCCUGCAUUUUUCUUUUUCAGGACACAAAUUCCUGUUGUGUUUUACUUUGUUUUUUUUUUU
Molecule: messenger RNA, 2277 nt
Organism: Empidonax traillii (willow flycatcher)
Lineage: Eukaryota; Metazoa; Chordata; Aves; Passeriformes; Tyrannidae
Gene: GOLIM4
Product: golgi integral membrane protein 4
Exons: 16
Coding region: 119-2215 (698 amino acids)
Cellular component (GO): Golgi membrane; Golgi apparatus
Source: RefSeq, a predicted model, not a curated record